Molecule: messenger RNA, 1395 nt
Organism: Chara braunii
Lineage: Eukaryota; Viridiplantae; Streptophyta; Charophyceae; Charales; Characeae
Source: the annotation of a GenBank genome assembly
GUAUAAGAUGACAGCUGUUGCAGUCAAAGAAGAGUAUCUACUCCUCAGAAUGCCUUCCCCUGUCUGAUUGUGUACUGUGUUUGAUCGCCGACGAUCAGUGGAAGCAGGAAACGCACGAUGGGGCUGGAUGGGGGGACAAUUAUCUCACGGAGUGAUGUCGUUCGCGGGUCCUCGUGGCGAGUGGCCUCAGCCGAUGGAUCUUGUCGAUCGACGCGUGGAGGACAGAUCGGUGCCAGUUUCGUGGCAUCUAAGGAGGGUGUGCCUGCCACAGAGAAUGCUCACGCACGAUGGGCGACCUGUGCUCUGACUGGCGAAGUCCUUCAGGAACCCGUCGUCUGCUGCAGACUGGGGAAACUGUACACGAGAGAGAACGUGCUAGCGUUUCUGCUUGCGAAGAAAGGGAAGGUCUUUCUGGACGAAGCAGCGAAGUGGCGGUUUCAGAACCAAUCUCAGUUUUCGAAGGACUUCGCGCACUUGCGGACCACUAAGGACGUCUUUGUGCUGCGAACCGAGUCAUCAAGUUCUCAGCCACCGGCAGCGGCCAGUGCUAUUGCCGAUCGUACCCAUGCGGAAGUCCGUACGAGGGAAAAGGAUACGGACGACAACAAAAAGCAGCGCAGAAAAGACGACUGUCACAACUCUACCUGCAGCAGUACGGCUGACGGUUCUGCAGAUUACUGCUCUGCAGAGCGCGGCCGCGAUUGCGGGAAUGCGGCGUCCAGCUCCGAACAGCACAGGAACCGGAUCGAAUGGGUUUGCCCUCUUACGGGUGCAAUAGCGGGCUCACGCCAGCAGGCCUUUUCGGCAAUUCAAGUAUGCGGCCAUUUGUUCAGUGCGAAGGCUCUGAGAGAGGUCGGAAAUGGCCGAUGUCCCACUUGCGAUGCGGCAUACGACAGUGACCAGGUCAUUUUAAUAAAUGGUUCGAGUGAGCACAUGGAGAGUCUUCAGAAGCGAUUGAGAGAGGAGGAGAAAGCGAGGAGGGCUGUCAAACGGUCGAAGACGGAAGUAGUUGGCCACACCCUGGCCUAAUAGAUAGUAAUAGUGAAACUUAGGGCAACACAUACACUCUUGUUGUGUUCUCGAACUCUCAUCCUCGCCACCGUCUUCAAACUGUGGCUAAUUGCUAGCGGUAGUACUGUAAUACUCUGACGGAGUCCGACCACGAUUGCAGUCAGCUAACUGCAGUUAGCUGAAAAGAAACAGACGAGUGUGUGUCCUUCCUUGACUCAGGUAACUGCAGUUAGCUGAAAAGAAACAGACAAGUGUGUGUCCUUCCUUGACUCAGGUAACUGCAGUCAGGUUACUGCAGUCAGGUAACUGCAGUCAGGUAACUGCAGUAAGCUGAAAAGAAACAGACGAGUGUGUGUCCUUCCUUGGCAACUGGUCAAAGACAGG